UGUCGGGUUUCGGAGGCCGAGCGGAGCUUGCAGCCACCGUUAGCGGUUCUCCCCGCCGCUUUCUGCUUCCCCACUACCCUGCGGGCUCGGGCCGUCUGGCGGCGUCCGGGAUGUGAGCGCUCCGCCUGCAGACACCCGACAGCAGCAACCCCCGGCCGGGUCCGGCUCUCCCCCCCCGCCCGAGCGCAGGCCCCGCCGCCGCCGCGAUGGCGCUGAAGAUGGUGAAGGGUAGCAUCGACCGCAUGUUCGACAAAAACCUGCAGGACCUGGUGCGCGGCAUCCGCAACCACAAGGAGGACGAGGCAAAGUACAUCUCCCAGUGCAUCGAUGAGAUCAAGCAGGAGCUGAAGCAGGAUAACAUUGCAGUGAAAGCGAAUGCUGUCUGCAAACUUACAUAUUUACAGAUGCUGGGCUAUGACAUCAGUUGGGCUGCUUUCAAUAUAAUUGAAGUGAUGAGUGCAUCAAAGUUUACAUUUAAAAGAAUUGGUUACCUAGCUGCCUCUCAGUGCUUUCAUGAAGGGACUGAUGUAAUUAUGCUGACAACCAAUCAGAUCCGCAAGGAUCUGAGUAGCCCUAACCAGUAUGAUACUGGAGUUGCACUGACUGGCUUGUCCUGUUUUGUUACUCCAGAUCUUGCCAGGGACUUGGCAAAUGACAUCAUGACUCUGAUGUCUCACACGAAGCCUUAUAUCAGGAAGAAGGCAGUGUUAAUCAUGUACAAAGUGUUUUUGAAAUACCCAGAGUCCCUCCGUCCUGCAUUCCCUCGCCUUAAAGAGAAACUGGAGGAUCCAGAUCCUGGUGUACAGUCCGCUGCAGUAAAUGUUAUUUGUGAGCUGGCCAGACGCAAUCCCAAGAAUUACCUUUCCCUCGCUCCGCUCUUUUUUAAGUUGAUGACAUCAUCAACCAAUAAUUGGGUCCUCAUUAAAAUUAUAAAAUUGUUUGGUGCUCUUACUCCAUUAGAACCUAGACUGGGAAAAAAGCUGAUUGAGCCACUGACCAAUCUCAUACAUAGCACCUCAGCCAUGUCUCUUCUGUAUGAAUGUGUGAACACAGUAAUAGCAGUUUUGAUCUCUCUGUCUUCUGGGAUGCCCAAUCACAGUGCCAGCAUCCAGCUCUGUGUUCAGAAGUUGAGAAUACUAAUAGAAGAUUCUGACCAGAACUUGAAGUACCUGGGAUUACUAGCAAUGUCCAAAAUCCUGAAAACCCACCCUAAGUCAGUUCAGUCUCACAAGGAUCUCAUUCUCCAGUGUUUGGAUGACAAGGAUGAGUCUAUCAGACUCCGAGCUUUAGAUCUCCUCUAUGGCAUGGUAUCAAAGAAGAACUUGAUGGAGAUAGUGAAGAAAUUGAUGAUUCACGUGGAUAAAGCUGAAGGGACAACAUACAGGGACGAGUUGCUGACCAAAAUCAUAGAUAUAUGUAGCCAAUCCAAUUAUCAGUACAUCACAAACUUUGAAUGGUACAUCAGCAUCCUGGUAGAAUUGACUCGUUUGGAAGGUACUCGACAUGGUCAUCUCAUAGCAGCUCAGAUGCUGGAUGUAGCGAUCAGAGUUAAAGCUAUUCGUAAAUUUGCGGUUUCCCAGAUGGCCAUGCUUCUAGACAAUGCCCAUCUAAUAGCCAGCAACACCCAGAGGAAUGGGAUCUGUGAGGUGCUUUAUGCUGCUGCCUGGAUAUGUGGGGAGUUUUCAGAACACCUUGAGGAACCAAACCAGACCCUGGAAGCAAUGCUGAGGCCUAAAGUUACCACUUUACCAGGUCACAUCCAGGCAGUUUAUGUGCAGAACAUGGUAAAGCUUUAUGCAUCCAUCCUACAGCAAAAAGAGCAAGCUGGUGAGAAGGAAUCAUCCCAGGAAAUUACCCAGCUGAUGAUUGACCGUUUGCCUCAGUUUGUACAGAGUGCAGAUCUAGAAGUCCAGGAAAGGGCCUCCUGCAUCUUGCAACUGAUUAAAUAUAUUCAGAAGCUACAAGCAAAAGAGGUGCCUGUAGCUGAGGAAGUGAUAGCACUGUUUGCAGGCGAGCUGAACCCUGUAGCUCCUAAAGCACAGAAAAAAGUCCCGGUUCCAGAAGGCUUGGAUCUUGAUGCUUGGAUCAAUGAGCCUCCCUCAGAUAGUGAGUCUGAAGAUGAAAAACCCAAAACAAUCUUUCAUGAUGAAGAACAAAGGCAUUCUAGACCCAGACAGCCAGAGAUGGAUGAAGAGGAGCUUGCCAGGCGCCGAGAAGUCCGGAAGCAAGAACAGGCAAACAAUCCAUUUUACAUUAAAAGUUCUCCGUCUCCACAGAAACGAUACCAGGACACUCCAGGUGUGGAGCAUAUACCUGUAGUCCAAAUAGACCUUUCUGUUCCCUUGAAAGUUCCAGGAAUGCCUAUGUCUGACCAGUAUGUAAAACUGGAAGAGGAGCGGAGGCAUAAGCAGAAGUUGGAGAAAGACAAAAAGAAGAAAAAGCAGAAAAAAGAGAAGAAAGGUAAACACCACCGCCAUAACUCGCUACACACGGAGAGCGAUGAGGACAUUGCCCCAGCCCAGCAUGUGGACAUCAUCACAGAGGAGAUGCCAGAGAACGCACUGCCCAGUGAUGAGGAUGACAAAGAUCCCAAUGAUCCAUAUAAGGCCCUUGAUAUAGAUCUGGAUAAACCCUUAGCAGAUAGUGAGAAGCUGCCAGUGCAAAAACACAGAAAUACUGAGAACCUCAAGUCUCCAGACACAGAAGCUCCCUUAGUAGAGAAAAAGAGUAAGAAACCCAAAAAGAAGGAAAAGAAGCACAGAGAGAGAGAGCGAGAAAAAGAAAAGAAGAAAGACAAAGAGAGAAAGGUGGAUGAAGAAGAAAAGAAGGGGGAAGACUUGGAUUUCUGGCUCUCCCCUGCCCCGCCCCCUGUCUCCACUACACAGACACAGAGUGAGCCAGAGGUGAGCACUGCCAUAGCUGAACCUAAAGACCAUGAAGAACCGAAGGAGGAGGACAGGGAAGAGGAGGAAGACGAUGAAGGAAAGAAAUCUUCCAAACAUAAGAAGAAAAAGCACAAGAAGGAAAAGGAGGAGAAAUCCAAGGACAAAAAGAAGUCCAAGAAAAAGCACCAUCACAGUGAGGAGGAGCCAGUGGAGUCGGUACAGAAUGGAACACUAGAAGAUGAACCACUACCGCCUAUGUCCAGUUAUCACCUUCUUGCUGAGAACCCUUACAUUAAAAUGACAUACGAUAUUCAAGGAAAUCUCCAGAACGACAGUCAAGUCACUGUCUCGGUAAUCUUUGAGAACAAGAGUACCAGCUUCGUGAAGAGUAUGGAGUUAAAUGUCCUGGACUCUCUCAACACUAAAAUGAUCCGGCCAGAAGGGUCAUCAGUCCAUGAUGGGAUACCUGUGCCCUUCCAGCUGCCCCCUGGAAUCUCUAAUGAAGCCCAGUUUGUGUUUACUCUUCAGAGCAUUGUUAUGGCUCAGAAGCUAAAAGGAACACUGUCCUUUAUAGUCAAAAAUGAUGAAGGUUCAACCCAUGAAAAACUAGAUUUCAAAUUGCACUUCAGUUGCGCUUCAUACUUGAUCACGACGCCUUGCUAUAGCGAUGCUUUUGCCAAGCUGCUGGAGUCUGGGGAUCUGCACAUGAAUUCUAUAAAAGUAGAUGGAAUUAGCAUUUCUUUCCAACAUCUACUGGCAAAGAUUUGUUUUCACCACCAUUUUUCAGUUGUGGAACGAGUUGAUUCUUGUGCAUCAAUGUACAGUCGUUCUAUUCAAGGUCAUCAUGUUUGCCUACUGGUAAAAAAGGGAGAGAAUUCUGUCUCUGUAGAUGGAAAGUGUAACGAGUCCACCCUGCUUAGCAACUUGUUGGACGAGAUGAAAGAGACGUUGUCAAUGUGCUGAACGUCCCUCAUAAAUACUGCAACAGCGAGAGAUGCACUUAAAACCACAUCAAGACAAACCAGAUCCAAGUGUUAAGUUUCUCCCUCAUACGCAUGUACUAUCCUGGGCACGUGCUUUUCAGUUAACUCCACCAUUGUUUGCAGUUUAGACAUUUUAAGGCUGUCUGUUUACUUUUUUUUAUUUCAAAUUUUUACCAGUUGUGGUGUUAACCCUUUCCAGUCCAGAGAGAUCCUGACAUGUUUCACGGGGGGCAUAUUUAUUCCGCGAGUCAUGGUGAUCCAAUAUGCCUUUCCUCCUGUGUGGGAUGGUGGAGUGAAGCAGAGCUCUAUCAGCAGUGUCAUCUGGUGAUUGCACUUGUUACCAAGGGAGGUGGCCUUCGCCUGUCGGGGGAACUUGUUCUCAGCUCCACUGUACUGGAGAUGAUGUGCUUCUGGCAGAGGCUGAUGUGUGACAUGGAGGCCUUCCUUUUGAAUCUCAAAUUCAGUUGUUCCAGAAUAUCUACAUUGUUGAUCUCUUAAGAGUUAAUCCACGAGCCUGGUAAGAGUUGGGAUGUUACUGAAUUUCUGCUUGUGACUGCUGCCUUGGGCCUUAAACCUUCAGUUAUUGCCAAUUGAAAGGAUAGAGGAUGAACAUAUAGAGCAUAUCAAGCACAGGCUGAAAAGCGGUACUGCUCAGUCCUCUCUGCUCUCGUUGGUCCCCACAACGAGGCCUGUUAAGCCUCUCCCCUUCAAGUGAUCUCUGCUGAUGUGUUUUGUAAAGUCCACUGAGAUUUCACAUUCCUAAAAAGUUAGAAUGUAGCAAAGAAACUGGAAAUCCAAAGGUCUUUUGCUCCUGUUUUUUUUAAUUUUAUUUAAUUUAAUUCUUUUUUUUUUAGUAAUUUGGUUCUCCAGAUGAGGUUGACCGCUACCAGCUUGGAGAAGUAUGCCCCUGAAAUACUUCCUGUUCUGAAACAUUUGCCCUACCCCUGCUUUUGUGGUGAGGUUUGUCAUCCCAGAAGCAUUCUGGUGGGCCUGCCUUCCUGAUGGUGGAUUCAGCCUUAGACACGUGCUGACAGCAUAAUUGGGCCAUCCCAUCAAAACGGCACCUGCCCAGUUGGGAGAGGGAAGACCAGGGCUAGCCAGUGACAAGUUGACUCUGCUCUGUGCUUUUUGUUAACUAAUACCUGGAAUCAUUGAUUGGAAAGGGACAGCCUUCAGUCUGUGUAAAACAGAUGAGCAAAAUAGACGUAAGUGGCAUUUUUUCCCCACACUAUCUGCCUCUCCUCCUAAAGUUUUCUUCAAAAUUUGUGUUGCUCUAUACCCAAUAAGAUAGCAACCUGUUAGAUGACUGUUGCUUGGAGUUGAGGUGAGAAUUGCCAGUGGCUCCAAAAAGCAGGGGAGAGAAUUGAAAUGUCUGCAACUUUUUGACUAUCACACUGCUUCAGCAGGAGUCCUUAUUGCACAGUAGACUUCUACAGAAAACCCUACCUGUAUGGGACAGGGAUCUUUAUCCUUUGGGUUAAUUUAAUGUACUAUGUUAAACAUAGAUUGUGCUCUUUAUACUUUACCCCAUACUAGGUUGGUUUUUAAAGGCUCUGCUAUGGUUUUAUUGCUAGGACCUGCAUCCUGUUCUGUCUGUGCUUGAGUAUGGCAGGAACCCCUUUGCAGCAGGCCCCUCUGCUGGUGAAGUGGUAGUGUCUGGUAUUGGUCAGCCUCCCUUGGUUAGCCAGUUCAUGUAUUAGAAACCGAACAUAUAAAAUUGUCUUAAAAGAUAAUGUUCCUUAAUUAGUGGGGUUUUUUUAAAAACAAAAUUCAUGGAUGAAAAUUGUCACUUUAGCAUGUAGUUUUUUUCUCUUACAGAAUCCUGUGCGGUGAUUCUAGAAUUUUGAAACUGUAUGAUGUGUUAUAUUAAAAGAAAUUUAUUUGCUAUCAACAUUCCCUUACAAAGAAAAGAAAAACAUACCACAAGCUGCUGUAACGAUUUUGUGUCAAGAUGAUCCAAUAAAAUUUCAAAAAAGUUCAUUUUGAUUAUUAUAACA
Molecule: messenger RNA, 5865 nt
Organism: Gavialis gangeticus (Gharial)
Lineage: Eukaryota; Metazoa; Chordata; Crocodylia; Gavialidae
Gene: AP3D1
Product: adaptor related protein complex 3 delta 1 subunit
Exons: 32
Coding region: 207-3848 (1213 amino acids)
Biological process (GO): protein targeting to vacuole; anterograde synaptic vesicle transport; synaptic vesicle membrane organization
Cellular component (GO): presynaptic endosome; endosome membrane; membrane coat
Source: RefSeq, a predicted model, not a curated record